AUGUUCUUUCCAUUUCUGUCGCCUGUCCUUUUUUUCCUUUAUUUUUUCUUCCUCUUAAAACUUUUUACUUCCUUUUACCUUCUUUUCCUAACGUGGUGCCUGUGUUUCUCCCGAUUUUUCUCUUUCUUUUCUAUUUCUUUCUUUUUUUUUCAUUUUCUUUUCAUUUAUUACCCUUCAUUUCUUUUACUACAUUUCUUUUUUCUUAUUCUAUUGUUUAUCGUCGACUCAUUUUCGUUUCUUUUCCCGUUUUUCUCUUUCUUUUUUGUACACUAUUUACCUAACUACUGCAGAGUUUCUUCAAACCUAACGUUUUUUUUUUCCUCUAUUUCUUUGCUUGUGUCUUUAAACUUUGCCUUUUUCUUUUCUUACACUUCAUUUAUUCUUUUUAGUAUCUUUUAUUUUCUUCAUUUUUUUUCUAUUUCUCUUUCUAUUCCUUUUCUUCAUUCUUUAAUCUUUGACUUAUUUCUUCCUCUUCAUUUUUUCUUCUUCCUUGUUCCUUUUUUCAUCUAUUUCUUUUCUUGUGUCUUUAAUAUUUGCCUUUUCUUAAUCUUUUUUCUUCUUCUUAGUUCCCUCCAUUUUCUAUUUCUUCUUUUAUUCCUUUCCUUGUGUGUUUAA
Acanthosepion pharaonis is the source of this 615-nucleotide messenger RNA. The record is from the annotation of a GenBank genome assembly. Lineage: Eukaryota; Metazoa; Mollusca; Cephalopoda; Sepiida; Sepiidae.